AUGACGACGACAAUCCCGAGAAUACCAUCAUCAUCGUCGUCAUCGUUGGUAGCAGUAGCAACGACAACAACAACAAAAACUUUGUCUUUCGAGAAGAAGAAGAAGAAGAUUAAGAAGAGCAUCUUCAGAAGCAGUUUUAAUAAAAGGAGUUGUUGCAGUUGUUACGAAACACAUUCAUCAUCUUCUUCUUUGUCUGCUGCUUCGACAGCGCGAGAGAAGAAGAAUGAGGACGACAGAAAAAGAAACAACAACAAAACGAUUUCGAGACGAGAAGGCGUGCUGAAAACAGGCGCGAUUGUAAUGAUGUCAACGCAAGCACAAUUGGUAUUCUUGGAUGCGACGAACGACAAAAACAACAACAACUUCGCCGCUCGUGCACAAGAAGACAAAGAAGAAAAUAAUAAAAUGAAAGAAAACUACGACGCGUACUCGCGAACGUACGACGAUCUCGACGGGAAUAAAAGAGUCGUCGAAACGUUAGGGAUCGAUCAACUGAGGACGAAAAUGUUCGAACGUGUAAAAGGAGACGUGUUAGAGCUAGCCGUAGGGACUGGAUUGAACUUACCGUAUUAUAAACGAGUCAAGAGUUUAACCGCCAUCGAUUUAUCUCCGGGGAUGUUGGAGAAAGCCGAGGAGAAGUUCAGAGAGUUAGAAAAAAGAGAUAUAGAAGAUAAUAGCGACGAUAGAAAGAACACAAACGUAAAGUUUGAAAUUGCAAACGUGGAAUCGUUACCGUACGAGGACGAGACGUUCGAUUACGUCGUGGAUACGUUUUCCAUGUGCGUGUUUGAAAAACCAGACGCAGCUUUGCGAGAAGCCAAACGAGUAUUGAAGAAAGGAGGUAAACUACUCUUGUUCGAACACUCGAGAGCAAAAAAGAACGCGUUGUUAUCGACGUAUCAAUCUGCGACGAGUGGGAUGGUGAAGAAAAUGGCAAAAGGGUGCGAUUGGUCGCAAGACGUGGAGAGGUUGGUCGGAGAGGCUGGAUUUACCAAAGUAACGUGGGGACCAUUCGAAGAGGCUGGCGGGUUACUAGAAGCGUUGGAAGUUCAAAAAUAG
Bathycoccus prasinos is the source of this 1059-nucleotide messenger RNA. RefSeq names its product Methyltransferase type 11. The transcript has a single exon. NCBI's taxonomy places the organism in Eukaryota, Viridiplantae, Chlorophyta, Mamiellophyceae, Mamiellales, Bathycoccaceae. The record is from RefSeq and is a predicted model, not a curated record. Bases 1 to 1059 code for a protein of 352 amino acids. Gene Ontology annotation, molecular function: S-adenosylmethionine-dependent methyltransferase activity.